AUGUUGACGCUUCCUGUCGCCUCGGUCGAAGCCUGCGCGUCCUUCGCCACCUCUCUUGCCACCAGCGCCCGUAGCGCCGCUGCUCGUCGCCUCGGCUCGGCGAAUUUCCUUGGCGGGCAUAAAGGCCUGCUCGCAGCCACUGUCGUGCCAGUCGCGUCCGUGAAGUCUUCUAGGCCGGUCACCACGGAAUCGCUCUUUUCCUUCGCCGGGUGGGGCAAGCCAGCAGCGCCGAUGGCGGCGGCAGGAGUGGCGCAGGAGCCGGAUACGGAUAACCCCGGCGCGGGGCUGCAGUUCGCAGAGUUCGGCGCUGGCUGCUUCUGGGGCGUCGAGCUCGCCUUCCAGCGGGUCCCGGGUGUGGUCAAGACGGAGGUGGGAUACACGCAAGGCUUGAAUGACCAGCCUACCUAUGAGCAGGUGUGCUCUGGGCGCACAGGCCACGUGGAGGCGGUGAGAGUGGUGUAUGAUCCCAAGGAGGUGUCCUACGAGGGGCUGCUUGACGUCUUUUGGAACAGGCACGACCCGACCACUCUCAACCGCCAGGGUGGUGACACCGGCACACAGUACCGAUCAGGAAUCUACGUCUUCUCCCCUGAGCAAGAGGAAAUUGCUAAAAAGUCGCUGGAGGCGAGGCAGGCUCAGAUUGGCAAGAAGAUUGUGACAGAGAUCAUGCCUGCAAAGAAGUGGUAUGCUGCCGAGAGCUACCAUCAACAGUAUCUUUCUAAGGGUGGGAGGUUUGGCUCGGGGCAAUCAGCGGCCAAGGGAUGCACAGAUCCCAUCAGGUGCUAUGGCUAA
Molecule: messenger RNA, 792 nt
Organism: Closterium sp. Naga37s-1
Lineage: Eukaryota; Viridiplantae; Streptophyta; Zygnematophyceae; Desmidiales; Closteriaceae
Source: the annotation of a GenBank genome assembly